GAGACAGGGCGCCAUGACUUCUGAGAAAGGUCCUUCAGCCGGUGACCCCACUCUGAAGAGGAGAAUUGAGCCCUGGGAAUUUGAAGCCUUCUUUGACCCCAGAGAACUGCGCAAAGAGGCCUGUCUGCUCUAUGAAAUCAAGUGGGGCGCAAGCCACAGGAUCUGGAGAAACACAGGCAAAAACACCGCCAGUCACGCUGAAGUAAACUUUAUAGAAAAAUUUACCUCAGAAAGAGAUUCUGACUCUCCCAUCAGCUGCUCCAUCACCUGGUUCUUGUCCUGGAGUCCCUGUUGGGAAUGUUCCAAAGCUAUUAGAGAAUUUCUGAGCCAACACCCCAGGGUGACUCUGGUCAUCUACGUAGCACGGCUGUUUUGGCACGUGGAUCAACAAAACCGGCAAGGACUCAGGGACCUCAUCAACAGCGGGGUCACUGUCCAGGUUAUGAGAGUCUCAGAGUACUGUCACUGCUGGAGGAAUUUUGUCAACUACCCACCUGGGAAAGAAGCUUCCUGUCCAACAUACCCACCUCUGUGGACGACGCUGUAUGCACUGGAACUGCACUGCAUAAUCCUGAGUCUUCCACCCUGUUUAAAGAUUUCAAGAAAACGUCAAAAUCAGCUUACAUUUUUCAGACUUACUCUUCAAAAUUGCCAUUACCAAACGAUUCCGCCCCACAUCCUUUUAGCCACAGGGUUGAUUCAGCCUUCUGUGACUUGGAGAUGAAGAGAAUGGUUCCUUGCCCGGACUGUCUCAAGAAGGAACCAUUGCGAUCCACU
Microcebus murinus (gray mouse lemur) is the source of this 777-nucleotide messenger RNA. RefSeq names its product apolipoprotein B mRNA editing enzyme catalytic subunit 1 (gene APOBEC1). Gene Ontology annotation, biological process: cytidine to uridine editing. The record is from RefSeq and is a predicted model, not a curated record. NCBI's taxonomy places the organism in Eukaryota, Metazoa, Chordata, Mammalia, Primates, Cheirogaleidae. Gene Ontology annotation, cellular component: nucleus; cytoplasm. Gene Ontology annotation, molecular function: zinc ion binding; cytidine deaminase activity; RNA binding.